AUCCAUUGAUUUGAUCCUUAGCAAAGUGUGAAUAGUAUAAAAAAAAGCUGUAUUGGUGGAAAGAGUGAAGAUCAGAAAAAUAGGAAUUAUAACAUCUAUGAUUAAUCCCACAGACCCAGCCAUAAUCUUUAACAAUGAUCAGACCUUUUGAUAGAAAUAUGAAAUAUUAGUAUAAAGUUAUCACACAAAUGGGUUGCUUAUUUCAAGCAUUGAGUUUAGUGAAACUAUUGUUUUCAAGUGUCAUUAUAUCUACUGAAAUUGUUACUGUUCAUUGUAUACAUACUUGGAUGAUUUUUGCAACCUCUGUCAACAUGUACAUAUGCCAGUGAAAAUAUCCUAACAAAACAUUUCCCUCCUGAACAGGGCCUCUUUUUUGGCAGUAUUUAGAGUUACUUCCCUUGACAUGCCCUACUUUCAAGAUCAAUGAUGGUGGAACAAGGAAAUGUUGCCCUCUCUGAUGGUGGCUGACACGGUGAUAUAACAGAUUAUUUUUAAAAGUUGGAUCUGACUAUACUUUCAGACAAACAUGGCAGAUGAUAUUUUCCAGUAUGACAUAUAUGAAGAAGCCAUUUGUGAGGACACUCUGUCUAGAUCCAUUCAAGCUGCUCUUGACAGUGAUAAUCCCAAGUUGUUGGACAUUUGUAUUGACAGUACAGAUGAAGAUAUACCAGAACAGUUGCACCUGGUAUUAUUAGAAGCUUGUACGAAAGGUGCAGCAAACAUUCUCCUGUUUAUUCUGAAGGAACUUGGAGUGAAUCAGAUUGAACAUUUGAAAAACAAUAGAAGCUAUUUGCUUGGAGCAGCAAUUAUUAAUGGGCAUGGUGAAGUAGUGAAGAUCUUAUUAGAUGCUGGUAUUGAUAGGACAGACUUGACCGGUCAUGGUGAUAGUGAUGUUAUACUAGCUAUUCGCUACAAGAAACCAGAAAUAUUGAAAAUACUUCUGGAGGCAGGUGUACAAAAUGUCAAUAUAUCCAACAGUUACGGUGUGUUUCCAUUGUACAUGGCAAUCAAGCAAAAACAGGUUGGCUGUUUAAAACAGUUGAUAGCUGCAGGGGCAGAUGUGAAUAAGAAGAUUGAAAGAGAAAGUGUUAAUCAGGAUAAUCCACAACCGUCUGAUAACGACGUUCAGACAAAGGCAACGACUGGAGACAGUUUGGUUCAUAUUCUGCUGCGGAAACUUGGAUUGAGAGUGUUUACCGAAAAAGUCUCAGAAUAUUUUAUCUAUGAUAAUAUGUUUGAGAUAUUUUUAAACCUUGAUGUUGAUUUAUCAGUAGUCAAUAGUUAUGGACAUUCUGUUGUUGAUGAGGCUGUGGUCAGUUUGUGUGAUGCAAAGUUCAUGAGAAGACUUGUUGACAAGGGAUGUCAGCUACGUUUGUCCAAUCCCUAUCAUUAUGCCUGUUUUGAUGAUUCUGUGGAAAGGUUAGAGGUGAUUCAGAAGCUUGGAUUUGAUGUAAAUACUUUUACCCCAGAGACUCCAUUUUCACCCCUUUUCAUAGCAUGUUGGGGGCAGAAUAUGAAAAUUGUUAAGUGGUUGUUGGAAAACGGGGCCAAACCUACUGUGUAUGUUGACUCGAAGAUGCUGUGUGCUUGGAUAGCAAGAGUGAACAAGUGUGUUGAUGCUUUCUUUGAAGACCAAGAUGGCUUCAUCACAAAGGUGUCAAAAAUGACCCCAUUACAUUUCAUGCUGAUGGGAUCUCUGAGUGUGUUUAUGUCCGCACAGCCUGUGGUGGAGACGUUGUGUGAACACGGUGCUGAUGUAAACUCACAGACAUUAACUGGAGAGACACCACUGUUAUACUUCACACGAGAUCUCCUUGGGGAAGAUAACUUUCCAAUUAUUCCAACUUCCUUUGAAGCUUUGGGUCCUGAGGAAUCGUUGUUUGUGUCAUUAAUCCAGGCUGGGGCUAAUCCAGAUACUGGAUCAGGUCGUGAGGUUUAUCCACUCACAUACUGCAUCCCUGAGAAACUGAGCAGAAUUGCCCUCAUGUUUCUAGAAGUUUCAGUCAACCUUUCUCACUAUGUAGCAACUGAUGAUACUCAGGUGAAAGCCUUUUGUUUGUCAGACCUGUCUUUCCUUCCAUUGAACAAAGACUCCUUACAGUCUCUUGUCCAGAAUCCACGUAAACUGAGGGUUCUUUGUCGAAAAGUCAUUCUUCAAGCUAGCAGUGGACGUCUCAUAAAGGGUGAGAACAGCUUGCUGGAACUGCCUCAGAAGGUUCGAAAUUAUGUGAUGUUGAAAUACUUGCGGGAACCCGAUUGGUAUGAUAACCCAUACACACUAAUGUGAAGAAACUGUUGCAGAUUUGUACCAAGGUACCAAGAGCUCUGCUAACAACUGUGAAUAGGUCAUAGAAGACAUGAAAGGAAAAUGCUUCUUCAUUAUGUUUAUGUCUAAGUUCUUUGACAAUACAGUUAUACUUUCACUAGUCAGGUUUUGUUAUUGUGUUACAGGGUCCAUGUUUGUUGAUCAACCAGGAUGUGUUGAUGGAGAUAAUGGUGAAGCUGCAUUGGCAUGACAGGAGUAAAUAUUUUUCUGUGUGAAUUUUCUUGCAAUUCUUAUAAAGUAAUGGCAGGUUCUUCACAGACAAGUUAAUAUAAAUAUAUUUCCCUAGUGAUGAUUGUAAUAAUAGAAGAAAUUUGUAAUUAUAUCUCAUCUCCUUUUUGGAAAUGAAUGUGGUGAAUGAGGACUAUUUUUAUGGCUAUACAACUUCUUUAUUCUGUAUAGGUGACAUUUUGACAUUCUAAUGUUGUCAAGCAAGUGGACAAGUGAACAGCGACAUUAGAAUCUAUGUCGAAACGUCGCCUAUACAGAAUAAAGAAGUUGUAUAAAUAGUCCUCAUUCUUUAUCUACUCAACUUCAAGAAUGCCAAUCAAAAAAUGAAAAUGGUCACAAAAUUAAGAAUCAGGAAGCACUAGUUCUUGAAUGAUGGUGAUGUAUAAUUACGAAACAUGACACUUCUAAAUUUUAUUUUUCCAUAUUGUUUUUUACUUGUAACCAUGGUAGCCUCAAAUUUGUGAAAAUCAAUAAAAUUACAAAUGUUCUAUGAUCAUUGGAUAUUGUUUUAUAUUGUAUCCAAUAAAAGAGUUAUUUUUGAA
This is a messenger RNA of Haliotis rubra (blacklip abalone), 3096 nucleotides long. Its product is annotated as ankyrin-1-like. The record is from RefSeq and is a predicted model, not a curated record. The transcript has 2 exons. Lineage: Eukaryota; Metazoa; Mollusca; Gastropoda; Lepetellida; Haliotidae. The coding region runs from base 527 to 2287 and encodes 586 amino acids. Gene Ontology annotation, molecular function: protein binding.